Tetranychus urticae (two-spotted spider mite) is the source of this 2239-nucleotide messenger RNA. Its product is annotated as serine/threonine-protein kinase PAK 3. Gene Ontology annotation, molecular function: ATP binding; protein serine/threonine kinase activity. NCBI's taxonomy places the organism in Eukaryota, Metazoa, Arthropoda, Arachnida, Trombidiformes, Tetranychidae. Gene Ontology annotation, biological process: protein phosphorylation. The record is from RefSeq and is a predicted model, not a curated record.
GCCACCAGAAACUACUAUUUUUUUUACUGAAGCAACUUUUAAUUGCUGUCCCUUGCUCUUAUUGAAUGUAUCUUUUAACCAUUUAAGUUGAGGUUUACUUUCUCAUCUUCAUGUUCACCACCAUCGAUUUAUUUAUGUGUCAGUAAUCCCAUUCAGUACCAAUCACAACGUUUUUAUAAAACUAGUGUAAACCCCGCUUUUCAAGGCCUUAAUUCUCAAGUACCAACAUUUUGCCUUGUUUUUUUUCUAUCUAUUGUGAUCUUUUUGCCUUUUUUUCCUGUUUUUAAUCGCCUUUAAAUCUACUGAAUUCAGCUUUAUAUCAUGAAUUCGUUCUUAAGUAAAUUAAAUCCACGGAGUGGUAAAAAAAAAGCAUCCACAUCUCCGAUAUCCAGUACUGGACGAGCAUCUGAUAUUGGUCAACCUUUUGAAGUUAAACAUCACAUUCACUGUAAUGUAAACCAACAAACUGGUCAAAUUGAAGGUUUACCUCCAGCUUGGGUUAAGUUGUUAGAAGCCAGCAAUAUUACCAAUAGUGAACAGCAUGAGAACCCCAAAGUUGUAAUUGAUGUCCUCAAAUACUACACCCAUUCAAUUAAAAAGAAAGCCAACCAAGGAAAAUACAUAGCAACCCAAGAGACAAUUGAUGAAGAUAUAAGAGAAAUUGAAAGAGAAGACAGGGAGUGGGGUCCAAGUGGACCUAAAGGUUACCAUGGAUCAUCUGAUGGAUCUUUCAAGUCAAGCCAAGAAGACCUCAUCCAAGACAGUGAUAAUCAAAAAAUAGAAACAUCUAAUGAUGUAAACAAACAUGAUGUCUCUUACCCUGAUGUUGUGGUCACCGAUGUAAACAGUGAGAAUUCUAAUCAAAUCAAAAAGGACAAUCAACAAAUCAUUAAUGAUAUUACUAAAGACUUGGAUAAAGUUAUCGUGCAAGCGGAAGGACUUCUUUCUGAUUUUGAAGCUAAACGAAAAGAAGCUGAAAGAGAAAAGGAUGCCAAAUCGGGUUCCAGUAAGACUGACAAACAGCAAACUCAAGAUCAAACGCCACAAAUUCAAACUCAACCACAAGGUCAUCAUUAUCAGCAAAUUAAUCAAAACCAUCAACUUCAACACCAACAACUUCACCAGCAUAAACAGGUUCAAAAACCUCCAAUGCCUCAGUUGAGAAAAAAACGAGGACCCAAGAUUGAAAUGACCGAUGAAGAAGUGAUGCAAGCUCUUCGCGCUAUAGUCAAUCCUGGUGAUCCUAAAGAAAGGUAUCAACUUCUGAAAAAAAUUGGAUCCGGUGCAUCAGGAACAGUUUACACCGCCAAUGACAGAGUUACAAACACAAAAGUUGCAAUAAAAACCAUGGAUUUGACAAAGCAGCAGAAGAAAGAACUUAUCAUAACAGAAAUCAAAGUUAUGAGUGAAAAUACGCAUCCUAAUUUAGUAAAUUACUUGGACAGUUAUCUAGUCGGUGAUGAUCUUUGGGUUAUUAUGGAUUAUCUCGAGGGUGGGGCACUCACUGAUGUUGUCACUGAAACAGAGAUGUCGGAAGGACAAAUGGCCGCAAUUUGUCGUGAAACCCUUCAAGCAGUCGCUUUUCUUCAUUCUAAGGGAAUCAUUCACAGGGACAUUAAAAGUGAUAAUGUUUUACUUGGAAUGGAUGGAUCUGUCAAAGUUACCGAUUUUGGUUUUUGUGCUCAAGUCUCACCGGAUGAAAAACGUCAAACCAUGGUUGGUACGCCUUAUUGGAUGGCUCCUGAAGUAGUCAAUCGUAAACAAUAUGGCAAAAAGAUAGACAUUUGGAGUUUAGGAAUUAUGGUCAUUGAAAUGGUUGAAGGGGAACCACCUUAUAUCAAUGAGAAUCCAAUUCGUGCCCUUUAUUUGAUUGCUGUUCAUGGUAAACCUGAGAUUAGGCAUAAAGAAAAAUUAUCUCCUCAGUUACAAGAUUUUCUAGAUCGAUGUCUAGAGGUGGAUAUGGAUAAGCGAGCUUCCGCUUUGGAACUUUUGAAACAUCCUUUUCUGGAUAAAGCAGACAACUUGAAAACGCUAGUUCCACUGAUUAAAGCAGCGAAAAAGGUUCUAAAAAAAUGAAGAUACACAAAGACGAAGAAACACAAAAAUGUCCAGGCCCAGUGAUAUUAUUAUCAACCUAAUCGAACUCAAAAUCAAAGUUAUCACCUGAAAAGAAAAAGAAAACUAUUUUUUAUUCUUAUUUUGACAAAAACUUUUAUUGAUCAGCAUUUUAUAACAAAAC